AUGAAGCCAUCAUUAUUUUGUGCCACGGCUGUGGCCUCGGCACUAGCCUUUCUGUCAACACCCAUACUUGCUCAGACCACAUCCGCAACGGCCGCAGCGGCAAUCACCACACUCGGCUGUUACAAAGAUUCCGACCCUUUGACUCAACAAGGAACCUACGUCUAUCAGUCUUCUGGCUGGUGCCAGCAGCAAUGCGUGAAACUAGGCAAGCCCGUCAUGGCCACCACAGGGGGUUCAACAUGUUACUGUGGCGAUGAACUUCCGGCCUUGGAUCAAGAAGUGGACUCUAGCAAAUGUAAUACCGAUUGUCAAGGUUGGCCCGAAGACAAAUGUGGUGGCAUAGGCUACUGGCAAGUUUAUCUGAGCGGAUUGACUGCCGACGUCAAGACUGCUCCAAACAGUACCACCAUCGCAUCAUCAGCUUCAAGCACGCCCACGCAGGGCUCUGAUGGAGCCACUCCAACGCAACCCUCGGUUGUCACCAAAGCAGGCCAGACAGUAGUGGUCACCGCUUCGACCUCCGCCGACAAUGAGCAUCACGGAUCAAGUGGGCCAAACAAGGUUGGAAUUGCUGUCGGCGUGGUGGUGGGAGUCAUUGCUCUUGGUGCCAUGGUUGGCGGCGUCAUAUUCUUCCUGAAGCGACGGAGAAACCGGGAAAUCGAAGAAGAGCACCGUCGCAACGCCGCUGUUAGCUCAUUUGUCGGCGGGACACAGUCGGACAAAUCUUCAGCAACAGACCAGCGCCUCGACCCUUCCAUCUAUUCUCACCGCCGACCUAGUAUUGGCAGUAUCGCUGAUGAACGAGACUUCUCUCGGAGGAUAUUGCAGGUAGGUUAG
Exophiala dermatitidis NIH/UT8656 is the source of this 837-nucleotide messenger RNA. Its product is annotated as cell wall integrity and stress response component. NCBI's taxonomy places the organism in Eukaryota, Fungi, Ascomycota, Eurotiomycetes, Chaetothyriales, Herpotrichiellaceae. The record is from RefSeq and is a predicted model, not a curated record. The transcript has a single exon. Gene Ontology annotation, cellular component: plasma membrane. Bases 1 to 837 code for a protein of 278 amino acids.